GGGAGGCUGCCGGGAGGACCGAGCCUGGAGAAGCGGGAGGCGGCCAAGGUCACCGAAGCCAGGACAAAGGACACGUAGGGGACGAGGCCCGCGGAAACAGCGCCAGGCGACUUCCGGCCGUCACGCCCGGACUCCCGCCCCCCGGAGGACAAAGCUGCGGCGGGCGCGCGGCCCCGGCCCCGCCCUCGGCGCGCGGCCCGCGCCCACACGGGAGCGCGCACGACGGUUGGAAAUGGCGGUUAGGGGGAGGCGGGGCCGGGGGGACCAGGUUCCUCGGCUCUCCCCGUCUCAGGCCACCCCGCCUGCGAGAGCGGAGCCGGUGACGCUCCCCUAGGCUGCCUCCUCUCGCGACCCGCUCCUGAUGGCCGGUGGCGGGGCUGGAGAAACAGUGGGUCGGGUCCCACGGAACAAAAGAGGGGGCAACCGCGGGCUUGGGCGCAGCCACAGGAACGCUCCCUAAGAUGGCGGCCGCCGCGCGGGAGGGGGGCGGAGCCAGCGCUGCUUCCGUCGCGGGCCGGGCCGGGGCGGGGCCGGGCCGGGCCGGGCCGGGCGGACGACUGGCCCCCAUGGCUGCCGCGCCAGAGCCGCACGAGCCGGAGAAAAAGCCCUUUAAGCUCCUGGGCAUUUUAGAUGUUGAGAAUAUUCCAUGUGCACGAGAAUCUGUGCUAUAUGGCUCAUUAGGGUCUGUUGUGGCUGGACUCGGACACUUCUUGGUGACCAGUAGAAUUAGAAGAUCAUGUGAUGUUGGCGUAGGAGGCUUUAUCCUGGUGACUUUAGGAUGCUGGUGCCAUUGUAGGUAUAAUUUUGCUAAGCAAAGAAUACAGGAAAGAAUUGCCAGAGAAGGAAUUAAAAAUAAGAUUUUAUAUGAAAGCACCCACCUUGAUCCUGAAAGAAAAAUCAAGAGUAACAGCAGCUGAACAAUCUUGAGCUUUAACCCAAGCAGAACUACUCCUUGGUAAUCAACCACAAAUGAAUGCUGUACAAUAAUUUAAAAAAAAAAAAAAAAAAAAAAAGCUCUCAAUAAAGUUUCUGGACUGUAUGUCUUACACAAAAACCUUUCGUUCUUUACUGCCAGUACAGUAUGUUUAUUAUACAUCAUAAAACCGCCAUGCCAAAAACCAUGGAGUAAAGCCUUUCUGAAUCAGCUUAAUUAUCUGUGGAUGCAAUAAAGCAAGUCGGACAGAAGGAGAAAUUAUACCUGAACAAGGAUAUAUCCACUAUUGGUCCUAUGACUGUGUGUCAAAGGAAGAAUGCCUGAAACUAUUUUCUCCAUCUGUCCUUCAACAGAAAAGACUGCUUUCACCAUGAAGGCCAGAGUGUAGAGACCUGUGUAACUAAGUUUUCACCCGGCAGCAACCUAAGGAUUUAGCCAUUGAUAAAGAUGAAGUUUGCAGUAUUUGUCAAUGGCUGUGGACUGUGUAGUUAUGCUGUCAGAUUAAACUUACUGACAAUGAAUUGAUCUGUGUUCCUUCUAGCUUUAUACUGCAAAUUGUAUCUUACCGUGAAAGAGAAACUCUUGGCUGGUAACAUCUUCACUACUUACAAAGUUCAUUUUCGCAGCAGUGCAACUGGAUAAAAAGAGUCACAAAGCAUUUAGUUUCCUUGACUUGCCCAGAACAUACCAUUAUAUAUAUGUAUAUUAUACAUACACACACGCACACACUUUAUCUUAUACUUUGACAGUUUCACCGUAGCCCAGGCUACCUCUGUAUCCCAGGUGCCAACUACUAAUGUUCCACAAAUCCAACCUAUCAUCCCAUCCAAACAGUAUGACAGCUGAAUAACACAAUCUCUUUGCUUGUCAGAAAUCUUUGCUAACUUUUUUCAUUUUCCUUGGAAUGUCUGGAUGUGUCUCCUGUACUAGGUGACACUUUUCAUUUGUCAGGCCUGACAACUUGAGUUCCACUGCUAUGUAUUUACUAAGUAAAAAAAGGCAAGACAGCAUGCCCACCCCAACCCCAACUUUCACACUGAAAAUUUUAAACUCUACCUACCUUCUAUGCCCUCUGUGUACACUGCUUCCUUCAUUGUUCCGAUAAUCCCGAAAUUUCAUACUAGGUGAUAUAGCAGUAGGUACCAGCUAAAUAGCUGAUUAAAAUAGAAUUGUAGUGUUAGUAGUUUUGAAGUUUCAGAGUAGCUUUUCUACCACUCCUAGGCUGUAUUCCUUUUCCCCCUUCCCUCAAACCCUCCCCUUUGUUUUUCCAUCUCAGUAAAAGGACCUUGGGGAAUUUAACAGGAACAGCUUUUUUCUGGACUUGUGACUUACUGACUGAAUUUGGCAACAAUAAAUCUCAACUAUGCUAAAACCAGUA
Messenger RNA from Psammomys obesus (fat sand rat), 2312 nucleotides. Its product is annotated as cytochrome c oxidase assembly protein COX20, mitochondrial. The record is from RefSeq and is a predicted model, not a curated record. The transcript is spliced from 4 exons. Gene Ontology annotation, cellular component: mitochondrion; mitochondrial inner membrane. Gene Ontology annotation, biological process: mitochondrial respiratory chain complex IV assembly. The coding region runs from base 462 to 917 and encodes 151 amino acids. Lineage: Eukaryota; Metazoa; Chordata; Mammalia; Rodentia; Muridae.